AUGGCAGAAGUCGCUCCUGCUCAAGCCGCUCCGGCAAAAAGCAGUACCAAGAAGAAGCCGUCGUCCGGCACCAAAGCGGCCGGACCCAGCGCCAGCGAGCUCAUCCUCCAGGCAGUGGCCGCGUCCAACGACCGCAAUGGCGUCUCCCUGGUCGCCCUCAAGAAAUAUCUGGCCGGAAAAGGUUACGACGUGGAGAAGAACAGGGCUCGUCUCAAGGCCGUCAUCAAGGGCAUGGUGGUCAAGGGCGCCAUUGUUCAGAUCAAAGGCACCGGCGCUUCAGGCUCCUUCAAGAUGAGCAAGAAGAACGAGGACAACAAACCGAAGGCGCCCGCAAAGGCUGACAAGAGCUCCAACAAAGACAAGAAGGUCGCUACCCAGAAGGUGAUGACGAGCAAGAAGCCCGCGGCCAAGAAGGCCACGAAGAAGUCCCCCAAGACCGCGACGCCCAAAAAGGUGAAGAAGCCCGCUAAAGCCUCCAAGAAGUCCCCCGCUGCCAAGAAGGUCGCCAAGCCCAGGACGGUCAAGAGGGCCGCCGCACCCAAGAAGAAGUAAUUCAAAACUUCCCCACACAGACACACAAAAGGCUCUUUUAAGAGCCACCACAUCUGCGGUAAAAAGCAAAUCCUGCUACAUAAUUUGUUAUAUGGUCAAAAGAACAAGAAAAACAACUUGGUUGCCUGCAGUACAUCCUUACACCAGUAGAUGGCAGCAAGUUGCGUCACAAGCAUUUACACGACGUUUAUUAAAUACAUACUCCCAACUAUAUUUAACACAUAGCUGGCGUUAUGAUGGUUAGUAAAACCAUAACCCAUUAUCUAUAAAAUCUUGAGAUACAAUCUUAAUAUUUUCAUAUUAUUUAUAGCUAAUCCGUCCGUUUUCUCUACUGCUUCGAUUACUAGUCUACAAACGGGCUCUGAAAAUGCGCCAUUAAAAAGAAAUGGACACUGUCAUGUUUUUCAACAAGUACAACUUCAUAAAUCACGAACUACUGACUGUAUGUCAAAUAGUUUCCUCCAUUCC
This is a messenger RNA of Phyllopteryx taeniolatus (common seadragon), 1020 nucleotides long. RefSeq names its product histone H1-like. The transcript has a single exon. Gene Ontology annotation, cellular component: nucleosome; nucleus. The record is from RefSeq and is a predicted model, not a curated record. The coding region runs from base 1 to 552 and encodes 183 amino acids. Gene Ontology annotation, biological process: chromosome condensation; negative regulation of DNA recombination; nucleosome assembly. Gene Ontology annotation, molecular function: double-stranded DNA binding; structural constituent of chromatin; nucleosomal DNA binding. Lineage: Eukaryota; Metazoa; Chordata; Actinopteri; Syngnathiformes; Syngnathidae.